Suillus discolor is the source of this 378-nucleotide messenger RNA. RefSeq lists its product as uncharacterized. The record is from RefSeq and is a predicted model, not a curated record. The annotation marks the transcript as partial. The transcript has 3 exons. NCBI's taxonomy places the organism in Eukaryota, Fungi, Basidiomycota, Agaricomycetes, Boletales, Suillaceae.
ACCUUGGCUCAGACAAUCGAACUAGGGUUCCCUCAGAAUGGGGACAACUUCUCCCCCGGUCAGCAAGUGACUGCUCAGGUUAUUAAACCGCAAGCCAUGGCACCUACCGUUCAGGUUGGCAUUGCCUUAGCAAUCGAUCACUGCGAGAACGGUUCAUGCCCCGACCCUGCAGAUGGUUUAGGAUUUUAUCUCUACGCAGGCCCUUGGACACCUGAGGCCCAUGACCCUUCUUAUAUUUACUACCAGAACUUCACCGUGACCAUACCGUCUAACCUUGCAAAGGGUCCUGCUAUCUUUACGCUCACGCACCUUUGCCUCAUUGGGGUGGUUUGGUACCCGCUCCUCGAAUUUCGCAACGCGACGGUGAACAUCGUGUAA